This is a messenger RNA of Aspergillus nomiae NRRL 13137, 4134 nucleotides long. RefSeq lists its product as uncharacterized. The transcript has 9 exons. Bases 1 to 4134 code for a protein of 1377 amino acids. NCBI's taxonomy places the organism in Eukaryota, Fungi, Ascomycota, Eurotiomycetes, Eurotiales, Aspergillaceae. The record is from RefSeq and is a predicted model, not a curated record. Gene Ontology annotation, molecular function: ligase activity, forming carbon-nitrogen bonds; ubiquitin binding; ATP binding. Gene Ontology annotation, biological process: tRNA processing; protein deubiquitination; double-strand break repair via homologous recombination.
AUGCACAACGACAGUGUUUGGUCUCUUUAUUCGAAUCACCCUCAGCUAUCUGUCUUUUACUCGAGUGACCGGUCUGGCCUCGUUGCGAAAACCGACACGCGAUAUUCGGCGGACAUUGAGCAAGGUCUCUGUGUCGCAACGUUGCAAGAACACGACGGUGUAGUCAAUGUCGUAGCAGCUGGAGACUACAUCUGGACUGCGACACCAAAAUCCAGUAUUAACCGUUGGAAUGAUGUGGAUACUACUGCUGAUAUCGAGCUACCAUCAUCAAGCGAGCGAGAAACUGCUUCGGGCACUGAAGCCCCAACAACAGAGAAAACGAAGACGGCAGAUAAUCGAUCGAAGAAAAUUCCGUAUGAUUCAGUUCUUUUGCUCUCGAAUACCUCGACGUUCCCCAAAGCAAGGGUGCCCGAAACUACCCAACCGCACUCGAAUGCAAAUGCGCAGUCGCCGUCAUCCGAGAUAGAGGACGAACUGGGGCUUACACUUCCUGUCCAUACGCUGCCAGAUGAUACAAUUGAGGGUCAGCAUGGCUUGAUCAAGUAUUUCUUUUUGAACGACAGAAAGCGUACGUUGACGCAGGAUUCUGCUGGAGAUGUGGUUCUUUGGGACCUUCUCAAGUGUGUGCCAAUUCAAUCAUACGGCAAGCGUCAUAUAGACGACGUGGCAUCCGAGCUAAACACAAUAGAAAGUAUUGCUCACUGGUGCACGAUUGAUAUUCGUACUGGAAGAUUGUCCGUGAUACUGGAACCAGGUCGCUGUUUUGAUGCCGAGGUCUACGCCGAUGAGGCCGAAUUGCCAGACUAUUCACAGAUUCGUGACGAUCAAAGGAUCAACCUAGGCAAAUGGAUCUUGCGCUGGCUUUUUGCUCCUUUGAUUGAGGAAGAGCUCAAACGCGACUCUCAAUAUCGUGACGCUGCCCUAGCAAAGGCCGAGGAGCUCGCAAAACUAAAUAUGUCGAAUACCUCCGCCCCAAUGGACAUACCCUUCGCAGAUGGAUCACGAAAUCUAGCCACAUCCUUCGACCCAUCAAUAUCAUCUCUGAGGCCUGGAUAUGAAUCUUUUGGUAGCCCCUCGACGCCAGGCUUUGGAAUAGGGUUUGCCAACAGCCCCGGAUCUCUCGCGACGCCAACACUUAACCCAAAUACUAGUCACCUCGGCACAUCACCGGGAGAGUUUUCUGACUAUCUCACAUCUCCGCCAACUGCUGAUCUGACGAGGAGCUCCCUGUCAGAUAAGUCGAGUGAGUAUCUCUCAUCACCUAGAACCCAUGGUCUACCUCCACUGGAUACGGAUAAAGCAUUGCCGACACCAGGGGAGCCGACACCAACAGCUCUUCCACAAUCACCGAUGGAGCCUGAUAAGGAGGAGCGGAAAAAGGGCAGCUCUUUGUUUGGAAAGAAGUUCAGAAUGGACUUCCCGAAGAAGCUUGGACGGACUUCAUCGGAAGUUAAGCCCCAGAUUCAAGAGGAGAAGGUGGAGGAGUCCGACAAAUCUUCAGUAAAGGAAGAGAAGGUGUUCGAAAACAACCUAGGCGGCUUCAUUGAGCGUAUCCGCUCGGAAUACGAUGAGCAUCUCUCUGCUCACCCCGGGCAAGAGUUGACACCAGCCUUCGCCCCGAGUCAGGAGAAUGAAACGCCGGUACUGAAUAUACCGGACCGUGUUGCCGUGCUGAUACAAGAAGAAACCGGAGAAACUGCUGUGGCUUCUGACCUCUACCGAGGCAGUGUAGGAAGUAUCCGGGAAGAGGUCGAUAAAUUGGAGAAAUCGAUUCCUCUGUGGCUUGCCGAUCUGUUACUUAAGAACCAAGUGCCUUUCAAGGAACCCGUCAAGGUCGCGUUUACGCUGAAACCGUAUGAUGAUCUCUUACCCCCGGUUGUGAAGCCAGAAGUCAAUGUCGCGAAUGGCAACACAGCCAACAAUCGGCUGAAUGCAAACCGUAUGCUACGAGCAAAGAAGAUUCUUGCGUAUGUCGCGGAGCGAAUCGACCCACCGAACCCUGACGAACCCGAAGAGAAUGCGAUGAAACCGGAAGAGUACUUGGAACUGUACUGUCACAAAGUUCCGAUACCCCCCAAUAUGACUUUGGCGACGAUUCGCACUCAUAUUUGGCGCUCAUCGGGAGAUAUGGUGCUCCAUUACAAAGCAAAUGGAAAGAAGGAAAUUCGAAUGCCCAGCCCUAGCCAAGAGGAUGAUAACGGCAACCAGAAUGCUGGAGCAGGUUCCCAGCCGCCUGUCGAAGCAGGAGGCAUGUCUCAGGGAGAAGGUGGAAUCAGUGAAUCUAUGGCGGCGUCCUCUCUCCGGCGUCAUACUGGUACACAAGCAAUAAGUGCCUCGCAAUCCCUGGAAUCCUUCCAGCGAGUAUGGCUCGGCUCCCGAUUGUCGCGGCCCUUCCCGCGCCGAUUGGGUCUGGCAGUCAGUGGCGGCGCAGACUCCAUGGCGUUAGCAUAUCUCAGUAAACAAUGGGAAAAGAGUCGACCGAAUGAUAUAUCCGUCACGGCAUUCGUCGUCGACCACAAAGCGAGAGAAGAGAGCACCCGCGAAGCUAACAUGGUCUCACAAUGGCUUCAAGACAUCGGUAUCUAUGCUCGAAUCAAAUCUGAGAUCCUCGAACUGACCUGGCCUGAAAGCACUAGGUCACCAUCCAAAGUGACCGCGUUCGAGACGCAUGCCCGCAGACUCCGUUUCCAAGCGCUGGGCAAAGCAUGUCGAGACCGCCAGAUCGAAGCCCUUCUAAUGGGUCACCACCAAGACGACACCGUCGAGACGACACUCUGGCGUCUCUGCACCGGAGCCAAAGGCGCCGGCCUAGCAGGCAUCCCCCAAGUGACACGCAUCCCCGAAUGCCACGGUAUCUACGGCGUUUCUGAGAGCGGGUCAUCAUACACGAUCCCGUCUGGACCUCAACAGCCGAGAAACGGCACCAUCGUCUCAACAGGCGGAAUCCUCAUCUGUCGCCCCCUCCUCUCCUUCCCUAAGUCCAGCCUUCUAGCAACCUGCCACGAAAACAACAUCCCCUACGUCUCUGACCCUACCAAUUUUGACCCAACCCUAACCCCCCGCAACGCAAUCCGCAGCCUCCUGGCCGAGAACAAACUCCCAAAGGCCCUCCAAGGCCCUUCUAUUCUAUCUCUGAUCAACUCAAGCCAAUCCCUCCUCCGGGACUCAACAUCCCUCUCAAACACCCUCCUCACCUCCUGCAAGAUCAACCAUCUAAAUCUCCCCGCCGGAACAAUCACCCUCACCUUCCCCUCAACACCAAUAGACCCAACCUCCUUCCUCAACACAGUCACCAACAACACCAAACCCAAACCCAAAGACAACGACAAAGCAAACCAAAGAACCCACCAGAUCAAAUGCCUCACCCUUCGCCGAAUAACCGACCUCCUAGCCCCAUUCCCCGAGAAUCACUUCCCUCUCCGCAGUUUCGAGUCCUUCACGGACCUUGUGUUUCCACCCCAGGACCAGCCGGACCCUAAACAAAGGAAACCGUUCACGCUGGGCGGGGUAAUGUUCCAACCUAUGAACACCAAGGGAAACCGAGAUGAAGCAGAUCAGAGUGUCGAGGGUGGCAAUACCUGGCUCUUAUCCCGCCAACCGUUCAUGCGGAACCGGUUGCCUACUCUGCGGGUUGAGGUUCCGAUUUCAGGGCUUCCGGCGGGCUAUACGUCCUGGAGGCUUUGGGAUAAUCGGUUCUGGUUUCAGUUUGGUAUUGUCCCCGAACAGUGUUCCCGUGGAGCUGGGGUUGAGGUGGCUCAAGAUACUUCCAAAGGGGAGGUGAUAUCCUUACUUGUUCGUCCGUUUCAGCCAUCGGAUCUUCAGGUGAUUCGAAGGGUUAUUGAUGAGCGGGGAGGGCGCUCGGAGAAGAAGAAAAAGAAGAUGGACCCUGCGUUGGUUGGAGUGUUGGAUCAGCUUGGACAGGAAGCGCCCGGACAGACUCGGUUUACUCUUCCCAUGGUGGUAGUUGAGAAGGGUUCUUGUGGACUUGAGUAUGACUUGCCCGUGGGGUUGCCGACGUUGGAUUUGUGGUUUCCUGGGAUGUGGGAGUCUUUACAGAUGCCCGGGAGAUUACGGUGGGAGUGGAUGUAUAAGAUGCUGGACAACGAGCCGGUGAAAUUGAUGGGCUGGCUGUAA